Molecule: messenger RNA, 882 nt
Organism: Theobroma umbraticum
Lineage: Eukaryota; Viridiplantae; Streptophyta; Magnoliopsida; Malvales; Malvaceae
Gene: HB52
Product: homeobox protein 52
Biological process (GO): positive regulation of DNA-templated transcription
Cellular component (GO): nucleus
Molecular function (GO): DNA-binding transcription factor activity, RNA polymerase II-specific; sequence-specific DNA binding
Source: RefSeq, a predicted model, not a curated record
UUCCUCCUUUCUCUAAAGCAAUUUUCCAAAAAACAUGGAUUUCCAUAGCCAAAAACUAUAUGCCCCCAAGCACAACAAAAAGAGGCUGAACCAAGAGCAAGUAAGGGAGCUUGAGAAAAGCUUCGCUGCCAACAAGAAGCUGGAACCUGAGCUCAAGCUUCACCUUGCCAACCAGCUUGGAGUUCCACCAAGACAAGUGGCUAUCUGGUACCAGAACAAGCGAGCCCGGUGGAAGACACAAAACUUGGAACUUGACUACAACACCCUCCAAGUGAAACUAGAGAAUGCAUUGUCCGAGAAGCGAAUGCUUGAGAAAGAUGUCAAGCAUCUUCAAGAAGAGUUAAGGAAAGCUCAAGAGAUGAUGUUUUCCAUGAAUAAUUACCAGAAAGAUCCUCGCCACCAUCCUCCUCCUUUCGUUUCUUGCACUUCAGCAGGGUCUAGUGAAGAAGGAGGGAGCUCUAGCUUUCAUGAGGAUAAUGUUCAUGAUCAUGAGGUUUUGCAGAUUGAUGAACUCUACGCUUGUUUGAUUGGUGCAGAUAGGUCUACUUGGAGCUAAGGUGGUUGUGGGAAAACUUGUUCUUUAUUGCAAUAACAAGUUUCUUGUUGCCUGUCUUUGUAAGAAAAUAGUAGACUUUUUUAGGCAGUGUUUGCUCUGAAGGACAGAACGGAUAAAUGGACAAACAAUCAUUCAAUAGCUAAGUUAUGAAGUAAAUUGAAGCGGUUGGAUUUAAAAAAAAAAAAAGAAAAACAAAAACUUUUCCAACUUUUAUCCUUCUUGCCAAACACAACUUUAGUUGGAUUAAUUCCUUAAUGUUAAUUUCCAGUAGCCUAUUACAUCAAAAAUUUUAAUGUCUUUGUUAUAUGAUUUUGGAGUGACCAUAA